GUUCAGGAUCAUCAAGUCCCUGUUGGUGGCCAAGCUCGAAUUCUUGCGCGGUGCGUGGUGCCGACGCCUGCCAAUGCGAGAGGGAAAACUUUCCCCUUGUUGGUUUGGUACCAUGCUGGAGGUUUCAUCUCUGGUUAUGCCGCUAUGGAUGAUUACAUUCUCAGGCACAUCUGCGUGGAGCUGCAGAUCUCUAUCGUCAAUGUCGAUUACAGACUCGCUCCCGAAUUCCCAUUCCCCACAGGGAUCAAUGACAGCUACGCGGCUCUUAAGUGGGCGGUCCAGAAUGUCGCGUUGCUUUCGGCAAACCUGUCGAAGGGGUUCAUCGUGUCUGGUCUCUCGGCAGGCGGAACGAUCGCCGCGGUGAUGGCUUUGCGUGCCCGUGAUGACCCUUUCUUCCGUUCGUACCCCCUCACAGGACAGAUCCUACAUUCUCCAGCCACCAUUCACCCCGCCGCAUACCCUGACAGGCAAGCCAAAAUCGCUAUCUUUUACUCGUCCCUAUCUUUUACUCACGCGCCCAUACUUCCAGGAAGGGCGUUAGCGUGGUUUUAUGGGCUGGUGAAAGCUCCUCCUGCGGAUCCUGAUUUCUCGCCUUUGCUGGCUUCUGAACAUGCCGGGCUUCCCCCGCUCUGGAUGCAACUCGCGGGGAUGGAUCCCUUGCGAGAUGAAGCGCUGCUGUACGAGAAGGUUCUCAGGACAAGUGGCGUUCAGACCAAGCUACAUGUAUACCCUGGCGUUCCACACGCGUUUGAGUUCGUGUUUCCGAAGUUGUCUAUCUCGAUUCAGUUCCGGAGUGAUUUCAGGGAUGGGAUUAAGUGGUUAUUGGCGCUUUCUGCUUAG
Messenger RNA from Heterobasidion irregulare TC 32-1, 840 nucleotides. Its product is annotated as Esterase/lipase/thioesterase. Gene Ontology annotation, molecular function: hydrolase activity. The annotation marks the transcript as partial. The record is from RefSeq and is a predicted model, not a curated record. Lineage: Eukaryota; Fungi; Basidiomycota; Agaricomycetes; Russulales; Bondarzewiaceae. The transcript has 7 exons.